CGUCAGUAAUGUAAUACAAGAAAUUAAACAACAGGGGAAAUAUUGUAAAGCAAUGUAAUCGCCAACUUGUAACCUUCUCCCCACUAGGCACAUCCUGUGCAACCGCUGUUUGCUUUUCAUUGAUAGCAUCUAAUACCAACAGAACUGAACACAAACAAGCAACAAAGUUAAUUCAAGUCAACGGAACCCAAGGCGUGUUUUUUUUUACUGUCUCUGCGUUGGUAUAUUUGUUCCCAAUAAAAGGCGCUUCGAUGGCAGACAAGACUUCAGCUUAAUGUCUCACCUGAGAGGUAGCAUCUCUGACACUCUGUCAAUGAAAUGUCAACAAGAUGAUGUUCUAAAUUUCUGGUGUGGGCAUGAACCCACAUCUCUCACAGCAGAGAUGAGAGCUGAUUCAAAGGGAGAGACUUACAGGAAAUUUAAUUCAAUUCUACAAUUCAAAGUUAACCACAUCAAGAUGGUUCACCUGCUUCCCUAGGAGUUCUGAAAAAGUUUUAGGCUUUGGCCCCUCCUUUGAAUGAUAAUUUCAACUGAUGAGUCCAAUUGCUGAAGAAACUGAACUUUUUGGCCAACUUUGACAGCUGAACACAUCUGUAAUGAUGGCACUUGAAGGAGUUAAAUGGAGUUGUUGUUAAAACCACUGGGUUCCCAGGAACAAACAAAAGAGCCUUGUCAAAUAGCUAUGAUGGUUCCCCCAAGCAGGCGUUUGAGGAACAGGCCAGUUGUGAAGGAUCUAAAAGAGAACGUAGACACGGAGUUUCAGGAGGACAGAGAGGCAGACAACCUUAGCAUGUUACAUCAUGACCAUCCCAUUGGAGAUGCUGGUGAAGAGAAGAAGGCUGAAAAAUUUACUUGCCACAUUUGUGAAAAGAGCUUCACUUUCCUCAGUGUUCUGUCAGUCCACAUGCGAACCCAUACUGGUGAAAAACCCUACAAGUGUCCAUAUUGUGACCACAGAGCUUCUCAGAAAGGGAAUCUUAAAAUACACAUCCGGACUCACAAAAUUGGAGACUUGAGUGACGGAAAAAACACAAAUUUGAGCGAGCAACAGCCCAUUGAGUUCAACACUUUGGAGAAUGUUAAUAUGCCCACCAGCUCUGCACAGAGCACUUCAUCUUGCAACCAAGCCCAGAAUGGAUUUACAAAGGCAGAGAACGGAAAGAUUGUUCUAAGGAGGCUUAAGAAAGAGAAGGAAGUUCUGCCAAAUUCUCUUGAGAGUGCCUUUGCAUUCCAAUGUUCAUGUUGUAAAGGAAGGUUUGAGAAACAAGACCAAUUGGAUCAGCAUGUGCAACUACAGCACAAGUCAUACAAGUGCAAAUUGUGCGAGUAUGUCACGCUUAGAGACGAUGAGUUGUUAAGCCACAUAGAAAAAGUUCACAUUACCGUGGAGAAGCCAAAUAAUGAAGGCGAGAGUGACAAUGUCGAACAGCCAACCAGUGAGUUCAUAUGUGAAACAUGCCAUCAGACCUUCAACCAAUCCUGGUUUUUAAAGGCCCACAUGAAGAAACAUAAUGGCUCCUUUGAAUAUAGUUGUCAUGUCUGUGGACGCAGGUUCAAGGAACGCUGGUUUCUCAAGAACCAUAUGAAGGUGCAUGCCACGAGGAGCAGAAACAGAAAUAAAGUCAGUAAAACUGAUUCUGAGGGUUUAGCCACCAUUAAUGAUGUGGUGCAAGAAGAUGGAAUGAGCAUUACUUGCUCACAGUACCAGAUCUGCAUGAAAUGCGGUUACCUGUUCCCAAGCAGAGAAACCUUAAAAGAACACGAAAAGCUGCACAUUAGAACAUUUGAGGAACAUCCUGAAGAACAGAUAAAGACUGUAAGGGAGGCAGUGAUGAAUGGCACCACCAAAAACUGCACAAAGGACAGUUUCUUCAGGUCUCUGAACUUGAGACCAUCUCUGUCACUGGAUACUUUUACAAGUCGUUUGUUUGCUAAGGGCAUUGCUGAACUGGAUCCUGUGAGUAGCUAUCAAGCUUGGCAGUUGGCCACAAAGGGAAAAGUGGCAGAUCUCACUGGAUCAGACAAGGCCAUGCCAGAGACCGAUAUUAUCUGUGAUAAAGAAAAGGGAGCAUACAUUUUCACUGAUACUGAGAAGCGCAAACGGGAACAAGACACUCAUAACAGCAGCUGUCCAAAGAAACGCAAUAGAACAAAUAGUGCACAAGAGAAAGAAAGUCAGUUAGCCACCUCUGGGGAAAGCAACAAUGGCACAGAUAUCAGACCCAUGUCACGCAAUGGGCGGAGAUCUUCACAGAAUAAAAGUACUGAAUGUUUGGAAUGUGGGAAAGCAUUCCGGACCUAUCAUCAGGUGGUGCUCCAUUCCAGAGUACAUAGAAAGAAUAGAGGCAGUAGACAUGAAGGUGGACAGGUUAGCCAGGAUGUUAAGCCCGGUUCCACAAGUGAAGCAGACUCUACUUCAACCAGCCGGCCCAGUACUCCGGGCUCGACCUCAACCCCAGAAGAUUCAUUGGCACCAGGGCUGGAGGAGGAAGAUGUCGACAGUUCUGAAGAGGGUAUGGAGAUGCAUUCAGUUAAUGAUGCACAGCCACAAUCAGAAAGAGGAGAAAAGCCAUACAAAUGUUUGCCUUGUGACUACACAGUGACUGAGCCACCUUUACCUCCAUGCAACCCAGCCUCCCAUCAUCUGUCUCCUCAGAAUGAAUCUCAGGAAGAUAUUCCAGUUCCCACAAACGGGAGUCACGAGUCUUUGCCUGAUAGACCAGGAAGCUCUCUUCCUUCAAAAGACGAUAACUGUUGCUUGGAUGUUCAAGGGCUCCCUCCAGACUCUGGGGAAUGUAGUUUGAUUUCACAAAUGGAAGCACCAAGGGUUGAACAAGAGCAAGGGUCUGUUGGAUCAUACAGAGUCGAAGAAAGCAUCCUCCAGCCCAGCUCACCAGCGGGUUUUCAGAACAAACCAGACUGUGGAAAGAGUUCAGAGUUGCCUUCAGAAGGUGCAGAUAAAGUGCAUGUCGUUGAUCACAACACAAAUGCAGCCCAAGAUGAAUUUCCCUUAGAUUUGACCUUAACAUUUUUCAAAAAGUUUGCUUGCAAUGAUAAUUUCUUUUUCCGGGGUUCACCUACCUCACCACCACAGAAUGCUAUGAUCACACAUUUUUGCCAGUUCUGCGAUCACACAACCCUUUACCCUGAAGUGCUCCUGAUGCAUCAGCGUGUCCUACACAAGCUGAACCUCAAUACGCCAACUCCAAAAUGGCGAUCCCGGAAUGGGCUGAAAGCCACGAGUCAGAGUUUGCCUGGAGUUACUAGCAGUCGACGCACAGGUCCUCCUCCUGUACUGAACAGUAAAGUAAGUUCUCCCAUGCCCACACCUAGACUGGUACGUACCCAUCCCCCUUGCCAAAGGCAAUCACCAACACCCAAAGCUGCUCCCUUGUUGUCAGGGAUCUCAAGCAAGUCACAUGCUCCUUCACAGCACAGAGUCUCCCUCCCUCUUGCCGGUACGAAGUCUAUAAGCCCAGUUCCAGAUAGUUACUGGUACCAGCAAGCAAACAAUCGUAAGCAAUAUGGUUUUGUUUCAGAACAAAAUGUGCAAUCAAAUAUAAGUUUAGAGCACAAGAUUUCACAAGCUGGUAGUUUUGGAAACAAGUUUGUUAAUGGACGCCCUGCAGUUCAGACAUACGGAACUGCAACCGAGAAGAUCACAACAGAUCGAUUUCUUCAAGACAGUCGUGUCAGUGGUGCAGUUUCUGGUAAUUGUUGCCAACUAUAUCCAACAACCACCCAGGUUGGUCUAGAGUCAGGACGCCAAACCUUGCCCACAGCUGCCCGGCAGACCAAACACAAAGCCAAUCUGCUGCCUCAAUCAGAAUACAGAUCAGCAAGAAUAGCUGAACUGGCAUCAUCAGGGUACUACGUACAAGAUGGGCAAAUGCCACGACGCUCCAGUCCAGCAGGACAUUCUAUGUCAUUAGGCACUUUUGAGCCAGCAUCACCUCAUGAACAGGAAGACAGGAUCAAGUACAGGAAUUCUUUUGACAUGCUAGCAACCUACAAUCCACAAGAUUUAUCUGCUUUGUACCAAAGCUGGAGAGUGAACAGUCCCUUUCUGGAUCCAAGAGCUGAAGCAAGAAUGCUUGCUACUCAGCACAGAGACGCAACCUGUGGAGAAUGUGGAAAAAGUUUCAGUCAACCCAGGCAUCUCAGGACACACAUGAAAUCCCAUGCAGAAUUUGCAAUGUCUUGUGGAUGCAGUUGGCAGUUACACAAAUUGCAAAAGUCCUUCUGCAUUCCUCAAGUGGCAACAGCAGAGAGACCUUUCCAAUGCAGAUAUUGUCCUUACAGUGCCUCGCAGAAGGGAAAUCUGAAAACCCAUGUACAAUGUGUUCAUCACGUGCCAUUUGACAACACCCAGUAUCCAGAUCGUCGGUUCAGACUUUCGCGGAGUGAUGUUGACCUCUACACGGCAAUGGAUAAACAGUUUGGUCAUUUUUCAGCGGAUUGCCAGACUGCAGGAACAACAGUACUGGAUUGAUACCCGUUCCCAGUCUGCGAAUUUCAGGAAAUUUCCUUCCACUUCCAGUGGGGCCAGAACUUGGGACACAAUGAUGCUGUCACUUCAGGACUCAGAGAGUGCAGGAACAAUCUCUAAAUGCUAACGUGACCCAAAAGUUGAAUGUGUCUUUUUUUCAAGAUGAAUGAUUGCAGCUCAACAGAAUACUGGUCUGCAAGAGGAAUGCUGAAAAGUUGUUCAUUCAGAACGCAUAUUGAUUAUUCACAUUGAGGACUUGACUGGUUAAAUCCUCAUUAUUUUAGACAUAUGGUCCUGCUUUUAGGUCUUUCUCUCAAUGUUGAUAGACUUCGGGAAACUCAGCCAUUGCUUUGAACUGGACAUUGUGAGUCUAAUGCUAGAUAAUAGUGUUAGAAACACGUGCAAUUUAUCCCUCACCAUAUCAUUAUAACUUAUUGCAAAACAAAGAAGGUCAAAGUUGGUCAAAGAUACAUUCAGAUGUUUUUCUUGAAAUGUAUGACACUGUUUUGGCAAAAACAAUAUGUGUUAAAAAUUAAAAGCCAGUGUGGCAGGCCACGUAAACAGGAAGCAUUCUUGCUAUCCGCAGAAAGGUACUAAAUGUUAACAUGACCUCAUACUUACAAGAUUUUAAUGACAUAUCAAAUACAAACUGAAUUUGAAUAACCCUUUACUCAUCCACUCUUCAGGAUAUUUUACACAAACCAUUAUUUUCACUGCAAAAACAAAGUUUGACACGCAGAAGCCAGAGGAAAAGUAACAAAAAAUCCUGGUAAGAAGCGCUGUCCUGGGUUUAGGCUUGUUGUGAGAUAAAACAAACGCAAUGGUCAUCAGUUGAACACUAAGAUCCGAAAUAUCAACUCAUUGUUCUAAUGCUCAGGACUGUCCUGUGAGGUUACUUUACUUACCCAAAGAGUUUUUGUUCUUACAUUGCAACCUGUUGGUAUUGUUUUAUGCUCAAAAGAAUUGUUUUUCAUGUUCUAUUUUGGCUGUUCUGGGUUCUGUUCUCCACUUUUGUGAUUUUUGCAUGAUUUGGGAUUACAGGAUGCAAGGAGAAGCCAUCAGUGUACAGUAUGGACAAUUUUGAUUCAAUACAGGUGAAUACAGGAGCUCAGAAUUACUCUUUUAAUGGUAAAUUCAAGGACUGCUGAUUAUCAAGAAUGCGUGAACCAUAUGUAUGAUUGCGAGUGUGCGAAAGCAGUGAAGUUACUUACAUAGGUAACAGAUGAAGCACCAGCAAAUCACAACCUAAGGAGUCUGUAAAAUUUCUCAAGCAGUGAUGCAUUUGCACUGCCAGUACAGCUCUCUCAGAUGCAAUUUAAUGCCAUGCAUAAUAUGGAAUAGAAAGACUGAACACCAGUAAAGAGAGCAAUGAUUUCGCUACACAUGCUCCAAUGAAUACUGUAAGCAUGACAUUGAGAUUUCCUGCUAUAUGGAGAAGGAAUAAAUCCAGUUCUAUUUUUCCUGCAUUGGAUUCCAAGAAUUUUACUGACUGUUUCUGAAGAUUCUGUUCCAUCCAUUUUGUUAAGCACCGAUGAGGAAAUGUUCUGUUUCUCACUGUCAAUCUUUGGGGAGUAUUGGUUCAUUUUAAACUGAGGUUUGUGUACAAUAUUGGUUUUAUGACCUGACCCCUUAUUACUGUUUAAAAUUAGGUGGAGUGCAAUUCAAGCCAGCCUAGUACCUAAUCUCAUUAAUAUAAUAGUGGGCAGGUUAGUUUAAAAUUGACCCCUGACAUCAGAUGUCCAAAAGUAAUAGUGAUUAGGCACACUUCUUCACAAAAAUUACCCAUUUAAAAUGAAAAGCAUUUCUUUGCUUAUAAAAAUGCCCCAAUUAAAGUAAUUUCUCCUGAUUUGUCCUGUAAUGUAUGAACUUAACACAAGAAAUAGGAACUGUAUCAGGCCAUUUGACCCAUCAGAUCUACACGGUCCUUGAAAACGAUCAUGACUAACCUCAAUUCCACCUUCCUGCUUUAUCCCUAUGCCCCUUAACCACUUUAGGGCCUAAAACUCUAUGGACCCUGGUCUUAAAUAUAUAUAAUUGCUGAGCAUCCACAGUUCUGAAGAAGAAUCUUGGAACUCGAAACAUUAACUCUGUUUCUGUGUCCCCAGAUGCUGCUAGACCUGCUGAUCAGCAUCUGUGUUUGCUGCCGAUCAGCAUUUUGCUUUUAUUUGAGCAUCCGCAGUUGCCUGCUGCAGUGAUUUCCAAGAAUUCACAACCCUCUAAGUGAAGAAAUUUCUUCCUGGCUUAGUCCUAAAUUUUCAAACUCUCUGUGAUGUUGUAUUCUAGUUUCCCUAGUCAGAGUUAUCAUUUUCUUAGCAGGUCACGGCAACUAAAAAUCUCAACUGCAGAACCUCUCAUUCUGAACAAAAUCUUAAUCACUACCAGAGAGCUCUCAUCUAUUGGAAGAUAUAGGGAAAUGUCUUACAGAAGAAGCUGUUAUUAUGUUCUGGAAUAUGCUGUUCUAAAAGGAUGUUGCAAGCAGGUCCAGCAGUAAGUUUCAGAAGGGCACUUGGUAAAUAGUUCAAGCAGGAAAAUAUUGCAUGACUGUCGACAAUGAGCAGUGGAAUGAAAGUAAAUGGGUAGAUCUUUCAAAGAGCUGGGUAUGAUGAGCCAAAUAACCUCCUCCUGGGCCCUAUCAUUCUUCCUGCUAACUGUGUUCUUGGCGGUAAUAGUGUGGUGGGAGGUUAUUGUUCCAACAUAGUCUGUAAUAUAGAUUACAUACAGAUUUCUUUGGCCAACUUAAUAUGAAGAUCUUACGAACAAAUUAUUUAGGAAACGACCUAAAUGUUGUCUGCCACUGUGCAGAGUUUUAUUUAGGUAAAGCUGCCAUCAUCUGAGAGGACUAUAGGACUGCUCUCUCAUCAAAGUGAGACAGCUGGUGGCACUUUGACCUGAGGUUCACAAUGCCUCAGGUGAGCGGCACCUUGGUCUUCAACUGGAAUAUUCUGUCCUAAUCUGGGCAUGACAUGUUAGAAAGGAUGUGCAGGCAUGAGCGGGAUUGCAGAAAGGAUUCACAACAAAAAGUUCCAUGGAUGGUAAACUUCGGUUAUGUGGCUAAGUUGGAGAAAUUGGGGCCUUUCCUAGAGGAAACAAGAUACUUAUGGAAGUGUUCAAAGCCAUGUGAGGGCUCAUGUGAGAAACUGUUGCCAUUGGUCUAUCAAGGUUGGUGAUUAAGGUGAUUGGCAAAAGAAGCAAAACAACAUAAGGAAAAGCCAUUUUCACAGCGAGUGGUUAGGAUCAAGGAUGCACUGAUGGAAAAUUUUGUGAAGGAUGAUUCAGGUGAAGUUUUCAAAAAAAUGUUGAAUCAUAUAAUUGAAGGAAAAAAGAUGUUAAUGUAGGAUAUUGUAUUGAGGGGUCUCAGCAAGUUGCUCAGGUAAAGAACAGGCAUAGACAAGAUGUGCAGAAUAGCCUGCUGUGCAGUGGUCAUUCUAAGGUUCUACAAACCUAGGAGCACAGAAUCAUAAGGAGGCUCUUCAGUUGCCCUGUCUGCUCAGCAACUCGAUUAAAUCAUGGCUGAUCCGUUUCUUCAGUCCAUUUGGUAAUGCUGUAGCUGAACAGAAGCCUUGUCAAUUUCAGUUUUGAAAUUUUUGUUUGAUUCUCCAAUCUCAACACCUUCCUGGGGCGAAUGGCUCUAGUUUUCCAUCACCACUUGAGUGGAGAUGCUUCCUGAUAUCACCACUGACCAGCCUAACUCCUAAAGUUGAGUUUAUGACCCCUUUUUCAGGACUGCCCCCAGGAGAAAUACGUUUCUAUCUAUCUUAUCAACUUCUUUUAAAACAUCAGUUAGUUAACUGCUUCAUCUUAUCCACUCGGAAAUUCAUUACAGAUCCUGUGGAAUCGUACCAAAGUGUGGGAACUCCUUGUGAAUGAGAUGGAUGUGAGAGUAAAUCCUCUCAACCCAAAGAGCUCACUAAUAGACACACAUGUGCACACACACACACACACACGCACACGCACGCACACAAUGCAUUUCUGCUUCUUUUUAUUUAUGUUUUUGAAUUAUAUUCAGGUGUUCCAUUUCUUCUCAUCGUAAUUUUGUUUUAUUACAUUUUACAGCCCUCCUGUAAAGCAAUCAACCGUACAUAAAGUGAUAUCCAAAAUGAAACAAGUGAGAAGCCCAACAUGCAGUAUCUUCUUUAUGCCCCUCGCCAUCUAUUCCUGUGCACACUGCCUCGACCAAUCUCAUGGAAAAAUACGUGUGAUUAAAUUAGGACUGUCCAGAAAGCAACAAAAACUUGAUCACUAAUACCUCGACCUAUUUUUAAAGAAACUGUAUGCAUUAAUGUUUGGUUUUCUAGGUUACCAUGCUUUGUAUAUUUCUAUCUAUGUUUUUCUGUUUUCAGUGUAGCAUUUAAUAUUUUGUGGAGCACCAAGUGUAAUGAUGCAACAUUCCAUUCCAAGUGAAGUCUGACUAUAGGUAGAAAUAUUUGAUGAGAGCAAAAAAUAUAUUUUAUCCACAUUUAGCAUAAGAAUCAAGCUCAGGAGAUUGAUAUUUCUUCCAUCCACCCAUGUUGUCCCCACCUUGCUGGUUUGAUUGUAACUUCUAUUAAGAACUUUUAUUAAUCUCAAUACUUUCAGUAAGUUAUGUAAAUUACUUCCAAUAGUAGUUUAUGGCAUGACAAAGGUUACUUUUUCUCCCUGCAGAAUUGUGUUGCAAUGUUAUUUUACUAUCAUUUUAUUGGAGUGUUAGACCCAUAUAUUUAAUGCUGUUUAUGUUUGGUAUUUAUUCUGUCGUUAUCAUUUUUUAAAAAGAAAUACAUUUUGAA
Messenger RNA from Stegostoma tigrinum, 9252 nucleotides. RefSeq names its product zinc finger protein 516 (gene znf516). The record is from RefSeq and is a predicted model, not a curated record. Gene Ontology annotation, cellular component: nucleus. Gene Ontology annotation, molecular function: DNA-binding transcription factor activity, RNA polymerase II-specific; RNA polymerase II cis-regulatory region sequence-specific DNA binding. Gene Ontology annotation, biological process: regulation of DNA-templated transcription. The coding region runs from base 620 to 4492 and encodes 1290 amino acids. NCBI's taxonomy places the organism in Eukaryota, Metazoa, Chordata, Chondrichthyes, Orectolobiformes, Stegostomatidae. The transcript has 10 exons.